AGUCUAAAUUUAUUCUUGGCCUUAUUUUAACGGCGUGUCUUUAAAAAAAAAUUAUUCCACGACUUCGAGAAAGGUAGAAUAUUCAAAGAUUUUCGCGUUCGAAUCAAAGUUCAACCUUACACCCUGUCGUCGAAGCAAAGAGAGAAACGCGAAGGCGCGAAAUACACCUUGUCACCGCUAUUACCAUUUCCCAGAAUUACGAUAAUCUUUCGAACGGAAGAGGAGGGAAAGGAACGUUCUUUCUUUGGGCAACGUAAUGCGCACGUGCCGGCUCUAACCGACUUCUGAAAACGCGGCUUAGGUCGCGUCUAUAUAUUCCCACCGUCGUUGGAACUGGGUCACAGUUCUGCCCAUCGGGGGUAUUAAAACAAUCCCUAAGCUCUCCGCUUGGCAAGGGUGCGGGGUGGAGGGGUGGGCGUGUGCCAAGGGGAGGGGCAAAUAACACGGCGAGGGAGGCGAGCGACACGCGUAGGAGAAAGAGCAAGGGUGAAAAAAAAAAAAAAAAAGAAAGGAGAGAAAAGAAGGUGAUGCAGAGGUCUGAAAAGUUACGAGUCAGAAGGGGUACGCGGGCCAGGUGACGUGUAAAUGCGAGCAAGCGAGAGAGGCGGCAGGUGGUUGUUGCUUGUCCGGUUGCUGCAAGGAUAAAGGGAAGAAGGAACCGGAACCGGUUUCGAGAUGCUGUGCCGAGCGAAAAUGAAAAACACUUUUCAUUUUUGAUUAAAAUUCUGUAGUAUCACAGUAUCAUUCGAUGUAAUUUCAUACUCUUGAUAUAAUAAACGAUUCUUUCAAAUUACACACGUCUCCUCCUCACGUCGAGUGCAUAAGAGUGCAUAGAGUACACGUACAAUGAUAAGCGUAGAAAUCGAUUAGAGAGAGAGAGAGAGAGAGAGAGAGUCGAAAGUAUUUUCUCCGGACGUAGGAUAAUCCCUUUCGAGAUUAAUAUUUCGAGAAUGAUUUUUCGAGAAUUCAUCAUAUAUUGAAAUAUAUUCGCGCCCCUCUCGCACUCGACAAAUGAAAGCUGCCGCGUAAUUAACCAAAAUCCAUCCCAAGUUAUAAUCAUGCGUCAUUAAACAAUUUUGGAACAAACUUCUAAAUUUAUCAAGUAGUAAUCAUGUGCGACCACUGCAGAACUUACAAAUCAAUGCUGAAAGAAGGGGACAACGGUAAAACAUGUUAUCAGAUGGAGAUGUCAAAACCCAUCAGCAUGCAACCCAUCACCAUGCAACCUAUCAGCAUGCAACCUAUCAGCAUGCAACCCAUGGCAUCGACGAAGCAAACCAGGAAUCUGGACGCCGAUUCGACGGGUUGCUGCUCCUGGAGGAAGACCUGCUGCGACGGGAUGUGUUGCAGGCACGUAGGCAACUGCUGCGCCACAGGACUGGAGCCUCGAGUGGUCGAAAAACCGAUGCCUACUUACCCAACUUAUCCCACUUAUCCAGUCAUCCAACCAACACCGAUGCCAGCGCCUUAUCCGCCCGCCGCUUAUCCUUAUCCCUCCGUUGAAGUGGCUCCCCCCGAGAUGCCUGAGAGAGUGCCCUGCAGUCAGGAGAAGAAGCUGCCUCUGUGUUACGGGGGCGAUUGUCAAGAGAUGAACCAGUGCAAGAAUAAGGAUAUCGUAAGCGAUGUGGAGCCGAGGCAAUCCGAGCGAUAAAGGAAAUAUCGAACGAGGAUGACGACGACGACGAUCGAAUGAAAAUGGACGGCCACGUUCCUCCCUCCAGGCAAGGGUGUAUAGAGUCUAAAAAGCGACGUUGUUGCCAAAUUUGGAAGGAAAAUUAGUUAAGAAGGAUUAUUCUAUUCUUUUUCUCGGAAAACGCGAAACUUGGUCUUCGCCAUCCCGUAUACACUUCGCAGAUGGAUAUACUUUGAAAAUGAAAUUUCCCGGAGGGGGAGAUGGAAUAAAAUAAAUUAUCUCGGUUUUCCGUUCGCUCGCGAGCAAAAGUUGGACAACAACCCCUCCAUAAAACAAAAAAAAGAGACCGCGAUUGUCUCUAGAAAAAGUUCAAAGAAGAAAAGCGGAAGCAGACCACGCGUUUACACCGAGAUGAUAAAUAAUAAUUUUAUCCUCGACACUUUAAUCUCUCAUCCGACCCAAAUCUUGACGGAGGAAAUUAGCAUUAUCAUCUUCUAUAAUUUUUCCCUCGUUACUUUUGUGUUUUUUUGAAAUUCAAAUUUCGCGAAAUGUAAGAAAAUUUAUACAAGAAUCGACAGAGAAUGUGAAUUGCGCACCAAUUUCGUGAGAUGUUAUUAAACACUGUAAAAAAAGAAAAAAAAAAGCAAAAGAAAAAAAAGGGGAAAAAAAAACGU
Molecule: messenger RNA, 2307 nt
Organism: Apis cerana (Asiatic honeybee)
Lineage: Eukaryota; Metazoa; Arthropoda; Insecta; Hymenoptera; Apidae
Source: RefSeq, a predicted model, not a curated record